AUGGUGACGGGAAGGCAUGUUCGUCAGUGGCCUGAAGGGGGUCCCGGACCAGCGCUUCCACCUAACAAUUUUCAACCAGGAGGCGGUUUUCAACCUGGCGGCGGUCCUGGUCCUGUGAUUCCACCGAAUAAUUUUGAACCUGGCGGCGGACCAGGUCCCGUGAUUCCACCGAACAAUUUUCAACCAGGAGGAGGCUUUCAACCUGGUGGCGGUCCUGGUCCCGUGAUUCCACCGAACAAUUUUCAACCAGGAGGCGGUUUUCAACCUGGCGGCGGUCCUGGUCCUGUGAUUCCACCGAACAAUUUCCAACCUGGCGGCGGACCUGGUCCCGUGAUUCAACCGAACAAUUUUCCACCUGGCGGCGGACCAGGUCCCGUGAUUCCACCGAACAGUUUUCAACCAAGAGGAGGUUUUCAACCUGGCGGCGGACCUGGUCCCGUGAUUCAACCGAACAAUUUUCCACCUGAAGGAGGUCCUGGUCCGGCGCUUCCUCCGCAGGGCAUCCAACCGUUCGGAGGUGAAGGCAUGCCAUUUGGCCAAGGACCCGGUCCGGCCUUGCCACAAGGACAACCUGUUGAAGGAGGCCCAGGUCCAGUUGUCGGUGGAUUCUAA
Messenger RNA from Soboliphyme baturini, 612 nucleotides. Lineage: Eukaryota; Metazoa; Nematoda; Enoplea; Dioctophymatida; Soboliphymatidae. The record is from the annotation of a GenBank genome assembly.